Penicillium manginii is the source of this 711-nucleotide messenger RNA. RefSeq names its product polyprenyl synthetase family protein. Lineage: Eukaryota; Fungi; Ascomycota; Eurotiomycetes; Eurotiales; Aspergillaceae. Gene Ontology annotation, biological process: isoprenoid biosynthetic process. The record is from RefSeq and is a predicted model, not a curated record. Bases 1 to 711 code for a protein of 236 amino acids. Gene Ontology annotation, molecular function: prenyltransferase activity. The transcript is spliced from 3 exons.
AUGGAUGUUGUCCAUCUUUGCUUAAUUCUAGUCGAUGAUAUAUCGGACGGAAGUGAUUUUCGCAAAGGAGUACCGGCUGCUCAUACAAUUUACGGUCCAUCAGAGACAGCGAAUCGCGCUUACUAUAGAGUUACUCAAAUUCUUGCCCAAACGGUCGAUAAAUUUCCGAGCUUGUCGACCUGGUUGGUCAAUGAUCUGCGAGAUAUCCUUCAAGGCGAGGAUAUGUCCCUUGUUUGGCGGAGAGAUGGAAUUUGUGGCUUUCCUACGGCUCCAGCCGACAGGGUUGCGGUCUAUAGACAAAUGGUUUCUUUAAAGACCGGUUCUUUGUUCCGUCUGCUUGGGCACCUCGUUCUUGAAAACAAAUCCAUGGAUGAAACCUUCAGUAUUGUUGGAUGGUACUCGCAAUUGCAAAAUGACUGCAAAAACAUUUAUUCAUCUGAAUACGCGAAGAUGAAAGGACAAGUAGCCGAGGACUUGUAUAACCGUGAGAUGACUUACCCGAUCGUGAUUGCAUUAGACGCCCCUGGAGGGCAUUGGGUGACAGCGGCUUUAUCAACCCCAUCACGCCGGAGUAUUAGAAAUGCUCUCAAUGUGAUCCAAGGUCCAUUUGUUAGGGACAUAUGUAUGGCGGAGUUGGAAAUGUCUGGUGCCUCGGUAAGGGAAUGGUUGGCUAUAUGGAAGAGGAAUGAGAAAUUGGACCUGAAGUCAUGA